AGUCGUGGUGUGCCUGAUGAGUUUCUAUGAUUUUCUGUACAACGGAUCGAAUCCUCAACGUGCACAGUGUAUCGAUAUCAUGAGAUCUUCAGCUAUUUCAAAUUGAUGCGCUCGUUCAGCAAACGCAUCUCGGCUCGGCUGUGCAGUCGACUGAAGUCCCCUUUCCUGUGUGAAUCCGGCAUCUCAUUGUUCGUCCAAAUGUGGAGGAACUAGGAACGUAUGUGAUGGAUGAAACCUCCCAAAACCAAAACGGCCAAAUCGGCCCACACGGAGGGGCAAUGGGCGUUGGACCGAAGCAGAACCACGAAGACCAUAAUCAAAGGGCCCAGUAUUCCAUGCCUGGCAUACUGCAUUUUAUCGAGCACGAGUGGACUCGUUUUGAAAUGGAGAAAGCGCAGUGGGAUGUCGAGCGUUCUGAACUCCAAGCACGGAUUGCCUUCUUGCAAGGUGAAAGAAAGGGACAAGAAAACUUGAAAAAUGACCUGAUCCGCCGUAUAAAAAUGCUGGAGUAUGCCUUGAAACAGGAAAGAAUAAAGUUUCACAAGUUGAAGUACGGAGUGGAUAUCAAUUUUGAUGGGGGUCGUGCGGAAGGCGACAUCGGAGAUGGCAUCGAAUCGCCUUCGUCAGCCGACGGUGAUUUGCUCUUGACAACUUCUACUGCCACAAGUCCGCCGACUGUCUCCUGGAAACAGGGGAGACAGCUGUUGAGACAAUACCUGCAAGAGAUCGGAUACACGGAUACGAUUAUUGACGUGAGAUCUGCUCGAGUUCGUACGCUUUUUGGUCUCAACAACCCAGAUGGGCCUGAAAACGAUUCCAACGGAAAAGCUGGGAAAAACUUACCUGCUGUGAACGGUAGUGAUCCAAGUGUUCCGGGUAACAAUAAACGAAACCUCGAGACUCAGCAAAAACGCGGUGGUAAAAAAGUCAAGGGUCGAGGGGCUUCGUUAGCUGAAAAUCUCCUGCUGGAUGCCGAAGCCGUCAUGGCCAAUUUGGACUUCCUUAGUGGGAACGGUGUAGAAGUCGACGAUGAUGACGAAGAUGAUGACGAAGAAUGUCUGUCGGAUGAAGAGCGGGAUGAACUUGAGGAUUCACGAGAGCGGAAAAAAUCGUCAAAACUGGUAAACGAGGAUGACGAAAUGGAUGCCGAAACUGAAGAAGUUUUGAAUGAGUUCGACUUCUUAAUCACUGACGGGUCAGAUUCUGCAGAUGAUUCAGAAGAUGCUAUUCACGAUGAUGAUGUUGAAUGGAGCGGAAAAAAUGCUCUGUUAGCCAAGCUGAAACAAGAUUAUCAACAGGAUAUGAAACUCCGCCGCAAAGGACCUCAGUCGUUGGAGCGCCCCAAAAGAUCAAAACUUGAAGCGAUGUUGGCCACGCUGAAAGACGACGUUUUGCGUGACGACGCUGAGGUGCAACGAUCCGGUUUGGAGUCAAUGGUAGACAACGCCACUGAUGAGUCCAAAGGCAUUGGACGAACAAAAGGCGGAAUGACCGCCAGUUUCUUGAACCUACGGAGCAGCAAUCCGGCAGCGUCGUUGUCAGCCGAUGGUCUAGGAGGCAAGGAUGAAGACAUGGAAGAAGGUCUUGGUCUCGGAGAACUUGCUCAGCUCACUGUGAACAACGAAGCGGACGUGAGCUAUGAUCUAAUGAUCGCUCUGAUCGUUUAUUUGCAGAUAACCAGCUCAAAGGAAGCUUUCCGUAAAACGUGGAGUGCGAAGUACACGCUAAGAAGUCAUUUCGAUGUUGUUAGAGCUCUUGCUUUUCUACCCGUCGAGCCAGCGCUCAUCACCGCAUCGGAAGAUCACACCCUGAAGUUGUGGAAUCUACAAAAAACCGUUCCUACUAAAAAAUCCGCUUCGCUGGACGUGGAGCCGGUUUACACUUUUCGGGGUCACAUCGGUCCUGUUCUGUGUCUCUGUGUCGACCCAAGCGGAGAAACCUGCUACAGUGGUUCGGCGGACACUAAAAUCAACUGCUGGGCGAUACCCAGUUCUAAUCUCGAUCCUUAUGAUAACUUUGAUCCGAGCGUGAUGAUGCACUCUCUCAGCGGGCAUACGGAUGCGGUCUGGGGUCUUGCUAUUCACCCGAACAAAGGGCAGCUACUUUCGUGCUCAGCAGAUGGUACCGUACGACUUUGGCAGCCGUCGAAUGCCAGUCAGCCGUUGCUGACAACCUUCCCAACGUCGGAGCAGGAUGGCCUUCCCACCUGCAUAGAUUUCAUUAGAGGUGAAACGCCGCCCGUGAAGAUGGUAGUGGGCUUCCGUUCUGGCGUUGGUGUUGUGUUCGAUGUAGAAACUGCAAAACCAGUUAUGCGUCUGGAGGCGCCGCCGGCGGGAGAAGGUGCUGGUGACGGUAGUAUUCCAGGAUCGGCGAUACACGCCAUAGUGUCACACCCGACAUUACCUUUGGUGCUUACUGGGCACGAAGAUAAGCAUAUCCGUUUCUGGGACGUUGGAAAUUCCACAUCGCCUGGGCGGCUGAUUCAUUCCAUGGUGGCCCAUUUGGACACAGUCACGUCUUUGGCAGUUGAUCCUAAUGGACUGUACCUUGUCUCUGGCAGUGAGUAUCUGCGUCUCUUCGAUCAUCGGUUUCUUAUCUGGAUGUUUGAAGUAGGAACGAUAUCUCUGGGAACAACUCUGAGUAGGUUCUUGAUGAAACAACAGCUGGGCGAGUCAUGUCAUGACUGCAGCAUUCGGUUGUGGAAUUUGGACGACAAGACAUGUGUCCAGGAGAUCACGUCGCACCGGAAAAAAUUCGACGAAUCGAUCUUGUCUGUGGCGUUCCAUAGGUCAAAACCUUUCAUCGCGAGCGCUGGGGCUGAUGGAGUCGCAAAGGUGUUCGUAUGACACGAUGGGACGUGUCUCGAACCUGGUCGCAACCCAGUCCAUUGCCACCGGCAUUCCGGCGUCUUCUGCUCAGCCUUUGCGACUACUUUGGCUACGGCAAUUUAGAUCUCUGCCCGUGUCGGCGAGAUUGAAGUCGGAGGGAAGAAGUGUUUAGCGAACAAUGGUAUCGUAUGCUCCGUCUCUCCUCUUCCUUCAGGGUUUCCUCUGACUUGACCCGUUUCGCAGCGCUUCGCCAAAGUCGUUGACGCGAAUUGGCUUUUUACUGACUCUGUCGGCUGUGCAAUUAUGUCCCUGACCCUUUUGAAAACAAUGAGUAGUGUGUGAGAAUGUGCGAGGCGUAUGCAUGAAACUUUGUAUGUUGUAGAUAGGCUCUCUUGCGACUGUGGACGAACCAUUGCUGGAGCGGGUUGUCAUCGUGAGAGUGGGGUGCACUGCUCUGAAUUCUAGCAAGGCUCUUGGCUUUCAUUCUGUUGCAUUGACAUGCGACGCUUAUGCCUGAGUCGGGUGAUCGUUUCAAUUUUUACUCUGGGAUUGCCUCGCGUGGAUAGUGAAGCGGAUUCUUCUUGUGAAUAAGAGAAUUGAGAUAGUGAAACCGUUGAAUUCGCCUCUCUUGGUUUCCUUUUGUUCUCGGCAAGGGAGUCCCUGCCUUCGGAAUACCUAGUCUCACGCGUCUGCAAUUUGUAGACUUGGCAAGUUGUAAGAGUGCUCAAUGUUCUAAGAUCAGUGAUGUUGCAUUCUGUCUUGAAUUGUGGAUGACGUGAAAUGCCACCGCGGCGUUAGACAGAAAUCGUGAGGGGUGGCUAAUUUUUCAGAGCGCCUGCAAUGUUGCUUUUCUUUUCCUGUGGGCAUUCGGUCGUAAAUUUAUUUUUGCUUCAGCUGUUUGGCAAGAAAGUCCCGGAUGAGAGAACCAAUGAAUUUAUCUCACUGGACACGGAGGAUCAGUCAGCAUGGUCGUCGCAGUGUUUUAAUCUUUGACGAGGCGGAGCAGGGUUGAGUCUUCCUGUUGCCUGGUCAGGGUGGUACGAGCCCCGCUAGUGCGACGCACGGGAUUUUUUUUUUUUUCUGAUCAGAAUCCAUCCCAAGUGCCUGUCAGUAGUGCAACAUACCUUUAGUAUUUGCGGGAGACCCAAUCAGUUGACACAGAGCUCGUUGUUGUUGCCUUCCGGCGCGCGCGACGAACGUUCGCUGUAAUACUUGAAAGCAGUGACACAUCACGCAAUAUUCGCAAUGUCAUAGAUUUUGCGUUUCUACUUCCAAUCACGGAACGGGGAUGCGUGUUGUAGCAUCCUGAAGAUAUAUUUUUUUAAUUAGCGCCAAUAAUCAUUUGUUCCCUCUCCUGCACCACUGGACGCAAGAAAGUGUUUGGUGUCCGUCGUGGAUUGUGAAAUACAACGAACCCCUGGCCCGCAUUGAAGCGCUGCUCUGCUAGGCGUGACACUUCGCGGACAAGUCUGGGUCGCUGCCGUGAUGAUUUCCUCCUCUCCGAGAAAACUGUUCGCUUAUCGGUCGCAAAUGUGACUGUACCGAUUCGGUGUCAUGUUAUUUAUUUUUGUUUCUGAUCAAGCCCCGGGGCAUUGCGGGGUGAUGUAUUUAUUGCGGUCCUUUCUGUUUCUUCGCAGCGAAGAGGGAUCCUUGAGAGACUGACAAAUGCCAAGUAUGUUCAACCAGUGAUCGGAAACGCGCGGAGAUCCCUUAGGUCAUAUAGCACUGUUCGUGCAUGGUGUCGCAUUUCUAUUGUCCCCCAUUUCGUCUGGCUCUCAUCAGUCUGACCUCUUAGUUGCUCACAGAUGAUCAGCGUGUUGAGUUGUGCUUUCUUGCCUUGGCCAAUCGGCAGUGUCUGUAGACAUUCCGGGGAACCUUCGUGUAACAAAACUAUCGUUCUAGUCAGCGCCCUGGGCGUGAGGCAUGUUAUCAAAAGCUCUGCAACUUGAAGGUCCUGAAUAUGAUACUCUCAACACCUGAUGCGAAAUGUUGGAUGCUAAGAAUGUUCUGGGCUGUCUCUUGGAAAUCUAUCAAUCGCGAAGAAGAUCGAAAGUCUUGCCUGCAUUGCUGGGUGUCAGAUGCCCAAUCGAGUUCGCUACAGUUCAACAAGCUGAGCAACUGUUAGAACAACCGUAAGAAGUCGUAAUGAUUGUUCGGAUGCCUACUUUUCAACUUCGUGUAGAUGGAUGAAAAUUGAGCAAAUGAACUACGACGCAGUA
Notodromas monacha is the source of this 5047-nucleotide messenger RNA. Lineage: Eukaryota; Metazoa; Arthropoda; Ostracoda; Podocopida; Cyprididae. The record is from the annotation of a GenBank genome assembly.